Molecule: messenger RNA, 636 nt
Organism: Papaver somniferum (opium poppy)
Lineage: Eukaryota; Viridiplantae; Streptophyta; Magnoliopsida; Ranunculales; Papaveraceae
Product: probable glutathione S-transferase
Exons: 2
Coding region: 1-636 (211 amino acids)
Biological process (GO): glutathione metabolic process
Cellular component (GO): cytoplasm
Molecular function (GO): glutathione transferase activity
Source: RefSeq, a predicted model, not a curated record
AUGGGGGAAGAAUCAUCAGUGAAGUUAAUUGGAGCUUGGUUUAGUCCUUUCAGUUUCAGCAUCAUUUGUGGUUUAGAAUUAAAAGGUAUCAAAUAUGAUUACAUAGAGGAAGACCUGGUGAGCAAGAGUGAAAUGCUAUUGAAGUAUAACCCAAUUUAUAAAAAGAUACCGGUUUUUGUUCAUUGCGGAAAGCCAACGUUAGAGUCCAUGGUUAUCCUCGAAUACAUCGAAGAAAUGUUGCCGGACAACUAUCCAUUACUACCGAAAGAUCCAUACCAAAAAUCUAUUGCUAGAUUUUGGAUCAAAUUCAUUGAAGAAAAGAGAGUGAGCUUUGCAACUUUUUUCAAAACAUCCGGGGAGGAACAUGAGAAGACGAAAGGAGAAAUAUCAGAAAUAUUGAAAACCAUUGAAGAACAAAGUGGAAUUGGAGAUGCUAAUAAGAUGUUUUUUGGUGGUGAUAGCAUUAAUGCAGUUGACUUGGCGUUUGCAUCUAUAGCUUACUGGUUUGGAGCUAUGGAAGAGUCCAUGGACUAUAACGUUGUGAAAAUGCCCCAGACGUUAGGUAAAAGAUCAAAAUGCCCCAAUCCGUUACUUUUGCCUAUAAUAGUCAAAAUGGGGCAUUUUGAUCACUCUUGA